CUAUCUAGGAAAAAUCCAAAGAAGUAGUUAGCACUUAGUUGGGGGCAGUCUAUGAACAAGUAAGGAAAAGCGAGUCACUGCAAACCCAUAAAUCUCUUAUGUAAACAACUGAGUUCCAUUCUCACAUUCUCACUCAGAUCACACCUUCGCCAUGAAACCUCUUCCAAUUGCUCUUCCUACAUUCGAUUCUCUUCAACUCAUGUUCCUUUCACUGGUUCUUUUGCCUCUUGUCGUUUCUGGAGUUUCAGAUAAUUCGGCAAUUCCGAGAGAUAUCAGUAGAUAUCGACCAUUGUAUGAGUGUGAGCAAUGUCAAGGAAGAAAGGAAGAUGGUUCUUCAGUUACUGGACUUGGUACUCUUUUAGAUCAACAGGAUUUUGACAUAACAGUGAUGUAUACUGACCCUUCUGGUGCUGUGCGGCUUAGAAAGGUGAAAGGCAGGGACUUAUCUUCUUCUUGGGUCUUGGAACACCCAAAUAACGCAAACAGUGAUCAGCCACAGAGGUUGGAGAUUCUAAAGGACUCAUUUCAAUCUGUGGAAUUGAGAGAGACAGAUGAGCUUCGAUCAGGAGAAGAUGAUGUCCUACAUCCUAAUCAGUUGUCUAUGAGUCCAGUGAAGCUCAUGCGGCAGAAAAUGCGGCAAGAAAGAAUGAAUCUUCGAACUGCUGAGCUACUACGCCAAGAUAAAGAAGCUGAUGACCAGAUGGUAGCAGCAGCAAUUGAACGCUCUAGAAAUCUUGACACUACUGUCAAGGGAAAAUACAGCAUAUGGAGGAGAGAUUAUGAUAAUCUGAACUCUGAUUCUACCUUGAAACUUAUGCGAGAUCAGAUCAUAAUGGCAAAAGCUUAUGCAAACAUUGCCAAAGAAAAUAAUGAUACGAGUACUUUUGAUGCCCUCAUGUUACAGUCCAAAAGAAGCCAUCAUGCUAUUGGAGAAGCAAGUUCUGAUGCUGAGCUUCAACCAAGUGCACUUGAGCAUGCAAAAGCAAUGGGUCACAUUCUCUCCAUGGCAAAGGACAAAUUAUAUGACUGCCCUGUAAUGGCAAGGAAGUUUAGGGCCAUGCUUCAAUCAACAGAAGACAAUGUGAAUGCGCAAAGAAAGAAAAGUGCGUUCUUGAUCCAGCUUGCAGCAAAAACAGUUCCGAAACCCCUACAUUGCCUUCCUCUGCAACUUGCAGCGGAUUACUUCCUGCAGGGCUUUCAUAAGAGAGAGGAUAUUAACACUGAAAAGCUUGAAGAUAAUUCUCUCUACCAUUAUGCAAUUUUUUCAGAUAAUGUACUGGCAACAUCAGUGGUUGUAAAUUCUACUGUACUGCACGCAAAUGAACCCGAGAAACAUGUUUUCCACAUAGUCACGGAUAAACUGAAUUUUGUUGCUAUGAAAAUGUGGUUUCUGAUCAACUCUCCUGCUGGAGCAACUAUCAAGGUUGAAAACAUUGAUGAAUUUAAGUGGCUGAAUUCCUCUUACUGCUCUGUUCUUCGCCAGCUUGAAUCUGCCCGAAUGAAAGAAUAUUAUUUCAAGGCAAACGAUCCUUCCUCCCUUUCUGUGGGUUCUGACAAUCUCAAAUACAGAAAUCCAAAAUAUUUAUCCAUGCUGAAUCACCUUAGAUUUUAUCUUCCUGAAGUUUACCCGAAGUUGGACAAAAUUCUAUUCUUGGAUGAUGAUAUAGUAGUCCAGAAGGAUUUAACUCCUCUUUGGUCUGUGGAUUUACAAGGGAUGGUUAAUGGUGCUGUAGAGACCUGUAAGGAGAGCUUCCAUAGGUUUGAUAAGUAUCUCAAUUUCACCAAUCCAAAGAUCUCCGACAACUUCGAUCCAAAUGCCUGUGGUUGGGCAUACGGCAUGAAUAUAUUCGAUUUGAAAGAGUGGAAGAAAAGAAACAUUACUGGAAUUUAUCAUCGCUGGCAAGAUUUGAACGAAGAUAGAACUCUUUGGAAACUAGGCUCGUUGCCACCAGGACUGAUCACCUUUUACAAUCUCACUCAUCCACUCGAUCGAGGCUGGCAUGUGUUGGGGCUUGGCUACGACCCUGCUCUAAACCAAACGGCAAUAGAGGAUGCGGCUGUCAUUCAUUACAACGGAAACUACAAACCAUGGUUGGAUCUUGCUAUCUCCAAGUACAAGGCAUACUGGUCUAAAUACGUAAUGUUUGAUAACCCUUAUCUUCAAAAUUGUAACAUUAGUGAAUAAUGGUUCUUUUUCAUACUUUCCUUUCUUCUAACACCCUGUAACUCACACCUUUGUAUACCAAUUUUUUUUAGGGGGGCCAAGAGUCACUCUUGUAAAACCUGAUAACCAUAGAGAGAAAUAUAAUUUUGUUUAGUUUUUAUAUGGUAAAA
Messenger RNA from Cannabis sativa, 2334 nucleotides. Its product is annotated as probable galacturonosyltransferase 3. The transcript has 9 exons. Bases 152 to 2185 code for a protein of 677 amino acids. Gene Ontology annotation, molecular function: polygalacturonate 4-alpha-galacturonosyltransferase activity. Lineage: Eukaryota; Viridiplantae; Streptophyta; Magnoliopsida; Rosales; Cannabaceae. The record is from RefSeq and is a predicted model, not a curated record.